Rotaria sp. Silwood2 is the source of this 834-nucleotide messenger RNA. The record is from the annotation of a GenBank genome assembly. Lineage: Eukaryota; Metazoa; Rotifera; Eurotatoria; Philodinida; Philodinidae.
AUGGCUGACGACGAAGUAGAAGUGGGCGAAGUAGAAAAUCCAAAUAACUUAGGCUCUUAUGAAGGUGAUCGUAAUGAAAAAAAUGAACGUCAUGGUUUUGGAAAAGCUAUAUUGCCCAAUGGAGAUACAUAUGAAGGUCAAUAUCAAAAUGGAAAACGACAUGGUACUGGAACAUAUCGAUUUUCAAAUACUGCACGCUAUAUUGGUGAUUAUGUAAAAAAUAAACGACAUGGAAAAGGCAUAUUUUAUUAUCCGGAUGGUUCAAAAUAUGAUGGUGACUGGAAUGAGAAUGUUCGCGAAGGUUACGGUACAUAUACAUAUCCCAAUAAUGAUACUUAUGAAGGUGAAUGGAAGAAUCAUCAAAGACAUGGCAAAGGAACAUAUACUUAUGCAGCUACAAAAGCUCAGUAUAUUGGUACAUGGAAUAAUGGUAAACGACAAGGUCCUGGUGAACUACUAUUUAAUCAUUAUAAAUAUGCUGGCAAAUUUCGUGAGAACUAUCCGAAAGGUAAAGGAAAAUUUGUAUUCAAAAAUGGAUAUCAACAAAAUGGAGAAUAUCAUAUCACAUCAACAGCCACUGAAGACGAAUCCGAAGCACCGCCUGAAGUGCAAUACAAAUGGAUUGCACAUGAUGUCGUUGCAACAGAACAAGAACAGCCAUACGAUUUAGAUGAUAAUCAAGCAGAAACAGAUAGAACACAAGAUGGUGAUCAUCUAGAUAAUGAAUUGAAUACAGAGACAGGCGAUGCAGCAGAGGGAAAUGAAGAUAAUGAUGAAAAUCAACUAUUUAAUGAUGAAAUACCAGGCGAAGAUCAAUUUGAAGAAGAAGGAUGA